CGUGGAUCACGCCAUUUUCUGCAUUUUGAUAUUGCCGCAAGGGUCCGCAAGAAGUUACGGACAAUGGGCAACUGCUGGAUCAGAUGCCGCUGGCCGUGUCUGCCUUUGCCGAGGGCCAUGUCAUGUCCAGCUCCAGUGCUAUACACAAUGCGAUCUCGUAUGUCUUGGUCAAUAAUGGAGGAUCAUACCGGCAGGCUCCGGCGGGCUGCGAUCAACCACUGCGACCUGAACUUUGGCGAGCGCUUGGACCAAGGCUCGUACGGGACUUCGCAGGUCUUCAAAGGCGAGCUUCAUGGAAUGCCCAUCUUCAUCAAGAAGGUUCGUUUUCUUGAUGUGGACGUCAGGCAUUGGGCGAAAGAGAUUGUGCUCCUCUCAACGCUCUGGCACCCCAACAUCGUCCUCUUUGUUGGCUUAAGUUUCGACAUCGACGACAACUUCUACCUCGUGACAGAAUACGAGGAGCGCGGCGAUCUCGGAUCCAUCCUACUAGACCAAUCCAUUGCGCUGAGCUGGACGGACCUGCUACUUCAGUUUGUUGUCGACAUUUGCCGUGGCAUGGCCUAUUUGCACUCACACGAGCCAAAGUAUAUUCACGGCAAUCUCAAGGCCGCCAAUAUCCUCAUCAGCGCCAAUGGUCAAGUCGCCAAGCUUGCUGAUUGUGGUCUAGCGCGUCUCUCGAAGCUAUGCCAUCGUCGUCGUCUGUACGCGCCGUUUUGGGUGGCGCCCGAGAUUCUCCGCGGCGACGAGUGUACGUCGAUGACCGACGUGUACAGCUUUGGCAUUGUGCUCGCCGAAAUUGAAACACGCAAGCAGCCGUACCACGAUCGCAUCGUAAACCACUCGGCCCGCCUGGAUUGGCCUGUACCCGAUAUUGUGGACAACACGCAGCGGCCAAAGCUCUCGGAGAACGCGCCGUCAAGCAUUGCGAGCAUCUACGAGCGCUGCGUGCUCAAUGAUCCAAAUGGGCGCCCCAGCUUUGACCAGCUCUUGGUUGAGUUUGAAUCGCUGCGCGAAACAUUGGUCGCAGAGGUCCAAGACCUCGACAUCGGCAAGGAUGCGCUCGUUACCGGUACUCGCACGAACGACGACUUUCGCGUGGGAGAAGAGGAUGCCCAUGAAGCAGCUUCAACGACGUUGCCCGACGACGUUCGACAGAACGAUUUUCAGCCAGCCGGCGUCCGGUCUGUGGCGAAGGUUUCCAUGCGCAGCCCAGCGCUGGACCGAUUGUACCAUGCACUGCAGCGUCUUGAGCUGCACACUGCAAACGCACCGAUCGCAGCGGCCCAGGAGCUUGACCUUGCCAAGGAUGCACUCUCGGCGCGCUUGGACGGCGACUUUUGUGUGGAGCGCAAGAUGCCAGCGUCUUAUUAAUAACAAAAUAGAACGCAACCCCACUGUACACAA
Messenger RNA from Saprolegnia diclina VS20, 1404 nucleotides. Its product is annotated as TKL/DRK protein kinase. The record is from RefSeq and is a predicted model, not a curated record. The transcript has 4 exons. Gene Ontology annotation, biological process: protein phosphorylation. Lineage: Eukaryota; Oomycota; Saprolegniomycetes; Saprolegniales; Saprolegniaceae. Bases 64 to 1371 code for a protein of 435 amino acids. Gene Ontology annotation, molecular function: protein kinase activity; ATP binding.